Medicago truncatula (barrel medic) is the source of this 2476-nucleotide messenger RNA. Its product is annotated as F-box/kelch-repeat protein At3g23880. Gene Ontology annotation, molecular function: protein binding. The record is from RefSeq and is a predicted model, not a curated record. NCBI's taxonomy places the organism in Eukaryota, Viridiplantae, Streptophyta, Magnoliopsida, Fabales, Fabaceae. The transcript has 2 exons. Bases 103 to 1215 code for a protein of 370 amino acids.
AUACUUAGCUAUCAAAUAAGAAUGAGCCUUCGCUAACGCUUAGCUGUUGUUGAGAAAUGGCGCAGCGAUGAAGAUGAAGAUGAAGACCCAAUUCCAAACAACAUGAUCCUUACUUCUCUGUCACAGAUGGCGGAAACACAGCUUCCUACUCUUCCAAUCGAUGUCCUGCCUGAGAUUCUUUGUAGGCUUCCCAUCAAAUUACUCGGACAGCUGCGGUGCCUCUGUAAGUCUUUCAAUUCUCUUAUUUCUGAUCCAAAAUUCGCAAAAAAACAUCUUCAAUUGUCAACAAAGCGCCACCACCUCAUGUUAACAUGUAUACGGGACCAAAUCUCAAGUUCAAGUGAGUGGAUUUUGUGUGAUUCCCCAAUCCCAUCCAUUUUUUCUACUUCUACUGUUUUUACACAGACACAACUUUACCCUCCCAAUACUAUCACAACUUUAUUUUCCCAUGGACAGAAAUUUGUCAACUUAAGGUGCUCUUGCGAUGGCAUCUUUUGUGGUGAACUCAAUGAUAAUGAUGAUGCUUCUUAUUUUUUGUGGAAUCCUUCCAUUACAAAAUUUAAGUUAUUGCCUCCUUUCCAAAAUUCGUUUCAAGGUUUUUCCGUAAGCUUUGGGUAUGAUCAUUUCAUUCAUAAUUACAAGGUCAUUUCUGUUUCUACAAAAAAUGAAGUUUGUGUUUAUACAUUGGGGACUGAUUAUUGGACAAGAAUAGAGGAUAUCCCAAAUAAUUACCGCAUCCAUAGUAUCGGAACAUUUGUCAGUGGCACUGUUAAUUGGUUCGCAACGGAUGAUUCAAGUAUGCAUUUCAUUCUUUCUCUUGAUUUAGAGAAGGAGUCAUAUCAACAUCUUUUGCUACCUAAUUCCAAUUAUGAUUCGUCCAUGUUGGGUUUGAUGAGGGAUUGCUUGUUUCUCUCUGGAAGUAGUAGUAGUGAUAUGUUUAUGGAUGUUUGGAUUAUGAAGGAGUAUGGAGAUCAAGAGUCUUGGACUAAAUUGUACAUUGUUCCCGACAUACAAGAUCAUGGUCUCAAACCCUUUCAACCUUUAUAUAUUUAUGAGGAUGACCAACUGCUGCUAAGGUUUUAUGCAAUGGAAGGUGGAAAUAUCAAGUUGGUUGUUUAUGAUUCCAAGACUGGUACUCUGAAUAUUCCUGAGUUUCAAAACAACUAUGAACAAAUAGGCUCAGAUGUCUACAUUGAGAGUUUGAUAUCACCUUAAGCAAGGAUUCAACUGCAACAUAUACAUGUCGUCCUACUGUUUGAAGACCCACCACAUCAGUGAACACAAGUAGAUGUUGGGUUGCAGAAAAAACUUGGUGAAGGAUGCAUGAGUUUUUCUAAGAAGAUUAGAAUAAGGACGGUCUGCAAAGUAUUGAUGGAUUAUAACAAGAACACUUUUGCUCAUUUCUACUCGCUAGACUUAUUCAUGGUGUCUUUUGAUCCAUGUAGCCAUCUCCACUUAGUGGGAUAAGACUUGAAAUUGUUUGUUGUUCUUUCCAGACUUAUUUAUUUUCCUGCAUAUUUUUUUAUAUUAUCGUUCCUAUUUUGUUUCAUGUAUUCUACUUUGAGGGGAUUUAUAUAUCUGAAUAUUUUUAGUUUAUGUGUUUGAUCCUUUUUUGUUUAAUUUGGAGUAUGGUGUCAUGUGAACAUCAGUAUAAGAGGAAUAGGUCCAGUUAAUAUGUUACAACUCAAGUCUAUGGAUUGGAAAUUUGGAAUAAGAUCAAUGUAAAAGAACAUCUGGAAUGGUCAAAUAUUAUGUACGUUUUAGUGACUAUUAACAAAUAGUGCUUAAAUUACAGCAUGUGCUUUUCUGUUUUAGAGUCUAUUAUUGAUAAGAGGAAUGCCAGCAACACUCUGUUUUGAACAGUCUAUAAUACUCAUUCUCUUAUUAGUUUAAAUCAUUGUGGGUCUACACUUUAGAAAUAGAACCCACACAAAGUGGUGGGACAUCACUUAUUUGAUUACGACUACGUGAAAUGAGUUUAUACUUUAUACUAAAUUUGAAACCAUUUUAGUUAUAACAGCCAAUUUAUUUGUUAGUCUGUAGUAUGGUUUAUGAAUCAUUAUUUUAUACAGACUAACAAAUAUAGAGAAGCUGAGAUUUAGGAACAAACAAAUGCCAAGUUACAUGCAUUUGUUGCAGCAGAAGACACUGGUGGUGUAUUUUCUUUGCUUUGUUUUCUGUCUUGUAUUUUGAUUUUGAUUGUUUUUCCUUUUUAAUUUAUGGUUUGAUUUUUCUUCUGAGAAUCUAAUCAUUGUGUACAUGUCUUCAUCCAUGAAUAUGUAUACUUAACAGAAAUAAAAAUUCGAGUUAUGUUUGAGUUAUGUUUGCAUAAGACUAUGAAUUAUAUUUUAGGAGUGAGGAUAUUAGAGUGUUCUUUUAAACUGAAUGGUUUCAAAUACAGUAGGAAAUUGGUGCUAUUUUUUUCUAUUGAAGUUAAAUUGCAUAAUUCUCCAUUGAUUAUGGAACGAGUCGAGUG